UGCAGUUUUACACAGGGGGGUGUGAUUUCAAAGAUCAGUUCAGUAAAGUUUCAAUCCAAACUAGUUCCAAUGUACAAUCCAGAGAGGAAUAUUGUCCCACUGUAGAACCAUCGCCGACUCUGGGAUGUGGUCCGAGACUGGUGAGUACAGGAGGUGGGGCUAGGCUUGAGCGGUCAGGCCUGGGGCCGAGACGGACCACCAGGAAUGGGUUCCGGGCCCGAGGCACUUUCAGUCCAUCAGGUCCCUGCCCACGAUCAGAAUGUAGUGCGACACUAGUCUCCCCAGUCAGGGCUUGAAGGAGGAGAGCAGCCCUCCGCCGACGCCGGGGAUCAAACCCGGCCCGAGGCCCGAGGCGCGGGCUAGUUGCGCACGUGAACGGGGGUCGUUGCCACGCACGCGCGCUGCGUGCGGGACCACGUGACCGCCGUUGUCAGGGUGACGAGAGGAACGCCAUGCCGCUGAGCUGCCCCCGGGAGGAGACCGCGGAGGGGCCGCCCGUCAACCCACUGGGGCCGGAGCCGCUGAAGGGGAGCGGCCCCGGCCCAGGCCCAAGCCCAAGCAGCUGUCACCGCGAGCAGCAGAGGCUGACACAGAUUCCAUUCUGGGAUUUCCAUGGCCACACUCAGCAGGUGAGCUCCUGUAUGUUCUGCUUCAGUGACACGAGGUUUCUCACAUCUUCCUUUGAUGAAACUGCAAUCCUCUGGGACGUGUCAACUGGAGCUCACAUCUCUGUCUUUGGGCUGCAUUCUGCCCCAGUCACCCAGUGCUGCAUGAGUCCCGACAACGAAAGACUGUUCACUUGCUCCUGGGACAAGUCAUUGAAGUGCUGGGAUGUCAAAACCGGAAAAGUUCUGUGGGCCGUUGUUCACUGCCGACCCCUGACCUGCUGUGAUAUUUCCUGUGAUGGAAAACACGUUGUGUGUGGGAGCGACAUUGACAAUGCAGUCUACGUGAGAGCAGCCGAAUCCGGGAGUUCUGUCCUCAGUCUGAAAGAUCAGCACCGCAGUACUGUGACCAGGUGUCGGUUCAGUCCUGAUGGACAACGCAUAGCCUCCACGUCCUGUGACCGCACGGUUCGGAUCUGGGACAUGCUGGCAAACAGAAACACUAUGGCUCUGGAGAGGUUUUGCCAGGAUACUGACUCACCAGCAGUUGGACCUUCCAGACACAGGCACAGUAACGUGGUGUCAGAUUGCUGCUUCACCCCGCUGGGAAGCACAUUGCUCACGGCUUCCUGGGACAGGAUGUUGCUGAUUUGGGAUGUCUCAGUGGGACAGUUCCGCCUGCAGGGACCCCAGAGGCUUGUAGGUGGUCAUGAUGGCUGCAUCAGUUCCUGCGCGAUGUCCAGAGAUGCUAAUCUGAUUGUGGCUGGAUCCUAUGACCGAACUGUAUCUCUCUGGGACGCAACUGGCCUAUAUAGGAAGCUGGCCUUGAAGGAUCACAAUGAUUGGGUGAUGGAUGUAGCCAUCUCUGCCGACAACAAAAGGGUUCUGUCAGCCUGUAAGGACUCCACGGUGCGCUUAUGGAACAUUGAGAGUCUGGACCAGAUUCCAGCCGUCAAGUCCCAACGGAAGCUGUAUGGAGGAAAAGUUACACAGUGCACCGUGUGUGGGAAGCCAGUCUCCGUGUGCCUGCAGGACGUGGUCUCACCGACCCGCUGCAUGUUCUGCCAGCUGCCCUGGACAUCUGCACCCCCCACCAACACCUGCGUGACCUUUGACCCUGACCAUGUUCUGGAACCUUGGUUGCAGACCCAAGACUGAUGCCUACACAACAGAAGGGAUUGUAGGAGCCCUAAUGCACCAUUGUUAGUCAUGAGUGAAGCAGCCAGAGGUCUGAUGCUGUGCUGAAUUAAUUAAAUAACUACUUAAAUGCUUUAAUAAACUAACCACUUGUAUGUACAAGGUCCAUAUUCUAUUUUCUGCACCACAAUGUGUGGAAAGGCGGCCAGGGGAAAUAGUAGCGGUGGGUACAUUUAUGACCAUUAAAAACUAGUUGGACAGGUAAGAAGAUGAAAAGGAUUAGAGAGAACUGGGCCAGCCAAACACAGGAAAAUGGGACUUGCUCAGAUAGGCACCUUGGCUGACACGAUAAGGCUGUAUAAUCCUCACUCUAAGAGCUUUCUCUUUCUUCUCAGCAGGGUCUGGGGAUUAAAGAGAGUUGGGCCAGGGCAGUGGGAUGUGGGAAAUCGGGAUGUCGUCAAUGUUCCCAUAACCAUUAUGGAAAUCAUAUGUAGGCCUCCAAAUAGUACCCAAGAUGUGGGGGUUGAGAUUGCAAAGGGAGCUGGAAAAUGCAUGUAAUAGGGGUAAUGACACAAUUCUAAAAGGGGACUGGGAAAAUCAGGUUGGUGUCAGAGUGCAAGGGAGGGAUUUUGUUGAAUGUCUAUGAGAUGGCUUUUAAAGCAGCUUGUGCUUGAGCCUACUUGGGAAAAGGCUAUUGGGUGUCCGAAUCAGAAUCAGGUUUAUUAUCACUGGCAUGUGACCUGACAUUUGUUAGCUUAGCAGCAGCAGUUCAAUGCAAUACAUAAUCUAGCAGAGACAGAGAAAAAAAUAAUAAUAACUAAACAAGUAAAUCAAUUACGUAUAUUGAAUAGAUUUUUUUUUUAAAUGUGCAAAAACAGAAAUACUGUAUUUUUUUUUUAAAAUGUGAGGUCGCGUCCAAAGCUUCAAUGUCCAUUCAGGAAUCAGAUGGCAGAGGGGAAAAAGCUGUUCCUGAAUCGCUGAGUGUGUGCCUUCAGGCUUCUGUACCCUGAUGGUAACAGUGAGAAAAGGGCAUGCCCUGGGUGCUGAAGGUCCUUAAUAAUGGACACUAUCCAGAUCGUAUUAGUCAGCUUAAUAUAAAGGAACCCUUACAAAGCAGUGAUUAUAAUAUGAUUGAAUUCAUACUGCAGUUUGAGAGGGAGAAGCACAAGUCACAUGUAUCCGUAUCACAAUGGAAUAAAGGGAAUUCCAGAGGCAUGAGAGAGGAGCUUGCCCAGGUGGAUUGGAGGAGGAUACUGGUGGGGAUGACAGCAGAGCAGACAUAGCUGAAGUUUCAGGGAAUAGUUCACAAGGCGCAGGGUAGGUAUGUCCCACAGAGAAAGAGGUUCUCAAAUGGCAGGGGUAGGCAACCAUGGCUGACGAAGGAAGUUAAGGACUGCAUAAAAGCCAAGGUAGCAAAAGUGAGUGGGGCGUUGGAUGAUUGGGAGGCUUUUAAAUUCCAACAAAAGGCAACUAAAAAGCUAUAAGGAGGGAAAAAAUUAAAUAUGAGGGCAAACUAGCCAAUUAUAUAAAGCUGGAUACCAAAAAUGUUUUCAGUUAUAUAAAGAGUAAAAGGGAGGUGUGAGUUGAUAUUGAACCACUGAAAAAUGAUAUUGGUGAGGUAGUAAUGGGGGACAAAGAAAUGGCAGAUGAACUUAAUGAGUACUUUGCUUCAGUCUUCAUUAUGGAAGACACUAGCAGUGUGCCAGAGGUCCGUGAGUGUCAGGGAGAAGGAGUGCCAUUGCUAUUACAAAGGAAAAAGUGCAAGACAAACUCAAAGGUCUUAAGGUGAAUGUUGAAAGAUCUAGAUAAGGUGUAUGUGGAUGGGAUGUUUCUUAUGAUGGGGGUAUCCAGAACUAGAGGGCACAGCCUCAAAAUUGAGGGGCGACCUAUUAGAAUGGAGGUAGAGAGGAAUUUUUUUUAGCCAGACAGUAGUGCACCUGUGGAAUGCUCUGCCGCAGACUGUGGUGGAGGCCGAGUCCAUGGGUACAUUUAAGGCAGAAGUUGACAGUUUCCUGAUCAGUCAGAGUAUGAAAGGAUAUGACAAUAAGGCAGGUGUAUGGGGUUUAGUGGGAUCUAGAAUCAGCCAAGAUAGAAUCAAGGAGCAGACUUGAUGGGCUGAAUAGCCUAAUUCUGCUCCUAUGUCUUAUGGUCUCAUCUGUAGGUGCUGUCUGUUGUGUCCAGUGCCUUCAAUGUAGCCUCCUCUACACUGACGAGGUCUGAUGUAAAUUGAGGGACCGCUUUGUCGAGCACCUGUGUUCCAUCCGCCAGAAAGGAAAUUUCCUAGUUACCAACCAUUUUAAUUCCUAUCCCCAUUCCUUUUCUGACAUGUCAAUCCAUGGCCUCCUCUUUUGCCAUGAUGAGGCCACUCUCAGGGUGGAGCGGCAACACCUGAUAUUCCACUUAGGUGGCCUCCAACCUCGAAGGAUAGAUAAAGGGGAUGCAGUGGAUGUUGUACAUUUGGACUUUCAGAAGGCCUUUGUCAAGGUGCCACACAUGAGGCUGCUUACCAGGUUAAGAGCCCUUGGUAUUACAGAAAAAUUACUAACAUGGUUAGAGCAUCUGCUGAUUGGUAGGAGGUAGCGAGUGGGAAUAAAAGGGUCCUUUUCUGUUUGCCUGCCCGUGACUACUAGUGUUCAGCAGGGGUCGGGUCUUCGGGUGUAUUUAAGGCAGAGAUUGAUAGGGUCUUGAUUGGACUUGGCAUCAAAAGUUACGGAGAGAGGCCUGGAACUGGGCUUGAGGAGGAGGAGAGAAAGGAUCAGCCAUACUUGAAUGGCGGAGCAGACUCGAUGGCCAGAUGGCCUAAUUCUGCUCCGAUGUCAUAUGGUCUUAUGAUGGUGGAAACAUCGAUUUCCCCUUCCAGUAAUUUUUUCCCUCUGUUUCUCUUCCGUACUCUGGCCUCUUAUCUCUUCUCCUCACCUGCCUAUCAGCUUCCCCAAGGUCUCUUUCUCCCAUGGUCCACUCUCCUUUCCUAUCAAAUUUCUCUUCUCUGGACUUUUACCUUUUCACAUUGCGUUAUUAUGUGUGUACAUCAUAAAGAACUGCAGUUCCCAGUGUCAAUGUGGCCAGUUCACUCGGAACUAGAAGGAGUUUGCUGAACACGUGACACACACUGUUGGCGGGCUUGAAGUUCCAAGUAAAAUCUAAUUGAGCUUAAGUGAUGACUGUCUCCUGUUAAUAAAAUAGUUCUAGCAUUUUUACGUAUACACAUUUGUCUAUGUUAAAGAACAAACAUACAGGUAACGUGCUGUCAGAAGUCGGCGUGAGGUUUAAAUAUGAAGCAUAACUGAAUACCGUAAGUGACUAAGAAAGAGACACUAGGUUCUGAUGGAAAGGAAUUGCCGGCAAGAAAGUACAUUGUCUCAGAGUUCACCAAGGAACUGAGGUGAGAGCCUAAAAAUCCUCAGUGGAUAGCCUAAGUCCUCCUGCAGCUCUGCUGUUUACCAGCAACCUAGCUGAUUGCUUCAAACAGCGAUUCAAUAUAUAUGUGGCAGUGAGUAGAGCCUUAAGAUAUAGCAGCAGAAUUAGACCCUUUGGCCCAUUGAGUUUGCUCUGCCAUUUCACCUUGAGUAAUCCAAUUUUCUUUUCAACCGAAUCUCCUACCUUCCCCCAUAUCCCUUCAGUCCGUGACCAAUCAAGAAUUUUCGACCUCUGCCUUAAAUAUGCAUAAAGACUUAACUUAGCCUCCACAACUGCCUUUGGCAAAGAAUUCCACAGAUUCACCACUCUGGUUAAAGAAAUUCCUCCUCAUCUUCGUUCUAACAGGGCACCCCUCUAUUCUGAGUCUGUGUCUUCUGGUCUUAGACUCGCCAACUAUAAAUGUGAGGUGCUACAUUUUGGUAGGACUAAUCAAAAUAGGACAUACAUGGUAAAAGGUAGGGCAUUGAAGAAUGCAGUAGAACAGAGGGAUAUAGGACUAAUGGUGCAUAGUUCCCUGAAGGUGGAAUCUCAUGUGGAUAGGGUGGUGAAGAAAGCUUUUGGUAUGCUGACCUUUAUAAAUCAGAGCAUUGAGUAAGGAGUUGGGAUGUAUUGUUGAAAUUAUACAAGGCAUUGGUGAGGCCAAAUUUGAAGUAUUGUGUACAGUUCUGGUCACCAAAUUAUAGAAAAGAUGUCAAUAAAAUUAGAGAGAGUACAGAGAAGAUUUACUAGAAUCUUACCUGGGUUUCAUCACCUAAGUUACAGAGAAAGGUUGAACAAGUUGGGUCUUUAUUCUUUGGAAUGUAGAAGGUUGAGGGGGGACUUCAUAGAGAUAUUUAAAAUUAUGAGGGUGAUAGAUAGAGUUGACGUGGAUAGGCUUUUUCCAUGGGAGGGUGGGAAGAUUCAGACAAGAGGACAUGAGUUGAGAGUUAAAGGGCAAAAGUUUAGGGGUAACAUGAGGGGGAACUUCUUUACUCAGAGAGUGGUAGCUGUGUGGAACGAGCUUCCAGCAGAAGUGGUUGAGGCAGGUUCGAUGUUGUUUAAAGUUAAAUUGGACAGCUAUAUGGACAGGAAAGGAAUGGAGGGUUAUGGGCUGAGUGUAGGUCGGUGGGACUAGGUGAGAGUAAGAGUUCGGCACGGACUCGAAGGGCCGAGAUGGCCUGUUUCCAUGCUGUUAUUGUAUAUGGUUAUAGGAAACAUUCUCUCCACAUCCACUCUAUCAAGGAUCCACUCUACCAUUCAAUGGGUUUCAAUGAGGUCACCCCUCAUUCUUCUGAAUUCUAAUGAAUACAGGCCCAGAGCCAUCAAACGCUCUUCAUAUGAUAAGCCAUUCAACCCUGGAAUAAUUUUUGUGAACCUCCCUCGAAGUCUCUCCUUUGA
Mobula hypostoma (lesser devil ray) is the source of this 6536-nucleotide messenger RNA. Its product is annotated as WD repeat-containing protein 88-like. Lineage: Eukaryota; Metazoa; Chordata; Chondrichthyes; Myliobatiformes; Myliobatidae. Gene Ontology annotation, molecular function: protein binding. The transcript has 12 exons. Bases 453 to 1763 code for a protein of 436 amino acids. The record is from RefSeq and is a predicted model, not a curated record.